CAGCGUCCAUACUGAGGAUGGCGAACGGUGUUCUCGUUUUAUUAGCUAGUUGCAUAAGUUGAAUAAUUCUAAUUAUAUUGUUUUUCCCCUCUCUACCAGGAAUAAAACCGACUUGCUCUGCUGAUUUUAUAAGAUCCGGACAUGUCCCAGCAGACCCUGCAGCAUACGUUGCCCAUCCUCCUCCCCGGCGUGGAUCUGACUUCAUAAGGUUGCCUGCGCCUCCCGUUGGGUUCCCUCCCAGCUUUGACACGUUUCUACUUCACUAAAUCCUUAACACGCGAGGCGAGUGCAUCUGGCGCCAUGUUCUCAGGCCGGACAGACAAGCGGUGCUUCUUCGUGUUUUUGGCCGCCUCUCAACUGCUGUUUAUCUUGCUAUUGUAUCUGCUUGGAGCCUCCAGCAUGUUUCAGGAAAUUUUCGGAGCCUACCCUGUAUGGGAUUAUUCGAAAACCCAGGACGUCUACACCAACCUGAGCCUAUUCAUUCCGAACCCUGAAGCCGCAAAGACUCAGUACUGUCCCAUCAGGUCUCCCAUACUUGUUGGUCCUUUAACCAUAACGCUCAACAAGCCGCCAAGUUUGAAGAAGAUCCAGAUGAAGAACCGCUAUGUGACGUCUGGAGGUAGCUUCAGCCCCAGGCACUGCUUUGGAAGGUACCGCACAGCUAUAAUUAUACCACACAGGAACAGAGAGUCUCACCUCCGAAGCUUGCUCUACUACCUUCACCCCUUCCUGCAACGCCAACAGCUGCACUACACAAUAUUUGUGGUCCAUCAGGCGGGGAACGCAACAUUUAACAAGGGCAGGCUCUUCAACAUCGGCGUGAGAGAAGCGCUGCGCUACAACAGCUGGGACUGUUUAAUCUUUCAAGACGUUGACCUCAUUCCGGAAAAUGACUACAACCUGUACAUGUGCAACGAGUAUAACCCCAAGCAUCUCUCCAGCGCCAUUGACAAAUUCCAGUACAGCCUGCCAUAUUGGACAUGUUUUGGAGGAGUGACUGCACUUACACCAGAUCAGUUCAUGAGCAUCAAUGGAUUCCCCAACACAUACUGGGGCUGGGGAGGAGAGGACGAUGAUAUCGCCAUGAGGAUUCGCCUUUCGGGGAUGAAAAUGACUCGGACGCCUUUAAGCCUUGGCCGAUAUAAAAUGAUCCCACACGACCGUGACUCCGGCAAUGAGGAGAACGCUUACAGGUAUGAUCUGUUAAGUAAAACGAAAAAAACCUGGAGAGAAGACGGGAUAAACUCCAUAGAUUUCCGCCUGCUUUCCAGAGAGAAGGCUGAGCUCUACACCAACCUCACGGUGGACAUCGGUGAAACUCCGGUCAUGCCGACCAAAGCAAGGAAGUGGUGGUUUUUUUAACCCUUGGUCAGGGGCGUACUGAACUAUAGAGAAGCAUCCAGUGAUAUGACUGUGGACCGCCUCCUACAGGAUGUUUUAGGACUUGCAGUCUCUUCUCCAGUCCCUAUGCAUUCUGUAAAACCAUGAGACCUGUAGUUUCCAUUGUGACCAGUAGAGGACCGUGAGAUGCUGGAAUGAAACGACUUGGCCCUGACCG
Molecule: messenger RNA, 1558 nt
Organism: Bufo bufo (common toad)
Lineage: Eukaryota; Metazoa; Chordata; Amphibia; Anura; Bufonidae
Product: beta-1,4-galactosyltransferase 3-like
Exons: 7
Coding region: 301-1362 (353 amino acids)
Biological process (GO): carbohydrate metabolic process
Molecular function (GO): glycosyltransferase activity
Source: RefSeq, a predicted model, not a curated record